AAAAAAACUCAAGCGCUUCGAGGAUGGGCUGCGAAGUCUCUUCUUGGCUCCGCGCGCGCGCGCCCAUGGCCACGUCGAUCACAAGCUCGGGCACGCCGAAGCGCGGCCCCUUCUUCCUUUCAUCCUUCAAGCUCACCAUCUCUUGCUGCACCUCUGGUCCCACAGAUUCUCCUCCAUCGUCGUCUUCCUUAUCUUCCCGCUCCUACAGCCGUCGAUGGUACAACGCCCUUAGACGUAGGCCGUUGGAUCACGAUCCGGAGAUUGUCCGCCACUGGGUCGAAGCUGAUCAGCCACUUGCAUCCCCAGAGAGAUUUACGGUUGUGUCUUAUAACAUAUUGGGGGACAGAAAUGCUUCAAAGCACAGAGAUCUCUACGUAAAUGUUCCUUCUUCUUACAUGAAAUGGGAGCGGCGUAAAGGGGUCAUAUGCAAAGAACUCAUGGGGUGGAACCCUGAUAUAAUCUGUUUGCAAGAAGUGGACAAAUAUUAUGAUCUAUCAGACAAUUUGGUGAAAGCGGGUUAUGUUGGGUCUUAUAAGAGACGCACUGGAGAUACUGUUGAUGGCUGUGCCAUGUUUUGGAAAGCCAAUGAGUUGCAGUUAUUAGAGGCAGAGAGUAUUGAAUUUAAGGUGUAUGGUCUUCAUGAUAAUGUUGCUCAACUUUCUGUUUUUGAGAUGCGUAAAGAUGAAUCAAGAAGACUACUUAUUGGUAACAUCCAUGUGCUUUAUAACCCAAGCCGUGGGGAUGUUAAAUUAGGUCAGAUACGCUUUCUCUUGUCAAGGGCUCAAAGCCUCUCAGCAAAAUGGGGUAAUGCCCCUGUUGUGCUUGCCGGUGAUUUCAAUGGCACUCCUCAGAGUGCAAUAUACAAGUUCCUGUCAUCCUCCAAGCUAAAUAUCUUAUCAUAUGAUAGAAGAGACUUAUCUGGGCAGAGAAGUUGUCAUCCUGCUCAAGUUCUGGGUGUCAAGAAAGAAAUGAAGAGUCCAUUUAUCUUGAUGAACAGAUUAUUUGAAAAUUGCUGGACGGAUGAAGAGGUAAAAGUUGCUACUGGAAAUGCUGGGUGCCAUUUACUUGUGCAUCAACUGAAGCUUGCCAGUGCCUACGCCACAGUGAAGGGCUCUACAAAAACACGGGGGCCUGAUGGUGAACCUUUAGCUACAUCCUACCACUCGAAGUUUCUUGGAACUGUUGACUAUUUAUGGUACUCUGAUGGUCUUGUACCUACGAGAGUUCUAGAUACCAUUCCAUUUGAUAUUCUACACAGUACAGGUGGUCUCCCAUGCAAGAAAGUGGGUAGCGAUCACUUGGCCUUGGUUUCUCAGUUUGCAUUCACACAAAGAACAAAAGAAGACAUCACUCAUACUUCUACAGCAACAGAGAUACCUGCCCCAGAAUCUGGAGACAAAAAUGAUUAGUUGGAGCGUACUCGAGUCGAGUAUUGAAUGUUUAAGUUUUGUUUAUUUAAUUUAAUUUCAAACACGAGCCGAGCUCGAAUUUAUUAUUGAACUAGAUAACUUAUUCAAACUUGUCUCAUUUAUUUUUCGAGUAAACUUGAACUCGU
Molecule: messenger RNA, 1555 nt
Organism: Corylus avellana
Lineage: Eukaryota; Viridiplantae; Streptophyta; Magnoliopsida; Fagales; Betulaceae
Product: DNAse I-like superfamily protein
Molecular function (GO): 3'-5'-RNA exonuclease activity
Source: RefSeq, a predicted model, not a curated record